Messenger RNA from Bicyclus anynana (squinting bush brown), 5114 nucleotides. It is a transcript of the gene Arf102F, whose product is annotated as ADP-ribosylation factor 2. Gene Ontology annotation, molecular function: GTP binding; GTPase activity. NCBI's taxonomy places the organism in Eukaryota, Metazoa, Arthropoda, Insecta, Lepidoptera, Nymphalidae. The transcript has 4 exons. Gene Ontology annotation, biological process: intracellular protein transport; vesicle-mediated transport. Bases 142 to 684 code for a protein of 180 amino acids. Gene Ontology annotation, cellular component: cytoplasm; plasma membrane. The record is from RefSeq and is a predicted model, not a curated record.
GCAACUCUAAUGACGUUGUCCGCGUUGACGAUAUUAAAGUGACUGACGUAUAUUUCUCCAGAUUAUUCAUCGAUUUGUAUAAAAGCAUAGUAUUAUUAUUAUAAUAACUUGUAUAUAAACCACAGCGUUUCGAGAAACACCAUGGGUUUAACAAUAUCUAGUGUCUUCACCAGGCUAUUUGGAAAAAAACAAAUGCGUAUCCUAAUGGUUGGACUCGAUGCCGCUGGCAAAACAACAAUACUUUACAAACUAAAACUUGGUGAAAUUGUGACUACCAUACCGACCAUCGGUUUCAACGUGGAAACGGUGGAGUACAAGAACAUCAGUUUCACCGUCUGGGAUGUCGGCGGCCAGGACAAAAUUAGGCCGCUGUGGCGUCACUACUACCAGAACACGCAAGGACUGAUAUUUGUUGUUGAUUCAAGUGACACAAAGCGAAUAGCUGAAGCAGAAAACGAACUUGCUAAUAUGCUAAAGGAGGAUGAACUACGAGAUGCAGUUAUUCUAGUGUUUGCUAACAAGCAAGAUAUGCCUAAUGCAAUGACAGCAGCAGAACUCACAAAUGCUUUAAAUUUGAACAACAUGAGGAACAGGCGUUGGUAUAUCCAAGCAACUUGUGCCACACAAGGUCAAGGACUCUACGAAGGGCUAGACUGGCUCUCAAAUGAACUCGCAAAGAAGUGAGACUUGAGUAUGAAAAAUGGGGACGAACAUCAAAAUUAUCCCUAAAAGGCACAACAAUCUUCCAUAUUGUGAAUGCUGUUCAGACUUAAUAAAACUGAGACAUUUUUUAAAAAUGUAUAUUAAAUGUAUCUUUAUUUUAUUUAGUUAUUGAGUAAGUGGCAGAUACAUAUUUAUUAUAAACACGAUAAAUUUUAUGUUUAGCACAGUUUCAAAUAUAGAGGUGUACUUUCAACUGAAUCAGAAUCAAAAUUACACCAGUACUUUUAGGAAAGUCGCCUUAUACAAACAUCUUUUGAUCAAAUAAAAAACAUCUGUUAAUAUAAAAAAAAAAUUAAAUCUAUUAAGUAUUUGAUUGUUCAAUCAUAUAAUUGCAACCUGCCUCAUUUGGAGUUGAAGGUAUCUUAAUCAGUUGUUGAUAAUUAAGUUUAAAAAUACUACUAACUCCUAUAUUAUCAUUAUACUUCUAUUUGGAAAGGAAAGUGAUCUUCUAUUCCCUAAAGACAGUAUGCCAUAAGAUGUAGUACUAAGUUUUGCAACAUUGUGUGUAACUCCAAGGAACACGUUAAAUUAUUUAGCAUGGUACUAAAACCUGUUUGAUCAUAAAUUGUUGCUUAGCAAAUACUCACAUGCAAAUAUUUUUUUUACAUUGCUGAUGUGUGGCUAUAAACAUCAAGGCUCCUGUCAUAUGCUUGUCGACUUCGGAAAGUAAAGAGACUAUAACAGGACACUGAGACUAAUAAAACUAAAGCCUCAAUAGCUUAAUGAUAAAGGAGCCAAGACCUCAUCACUGAGAGGAGAUGGUACGAUUUCUGCCCAGUGUACUAUUGACAUACUCACUCAAAACACAGUCUUUUAACAUGGUUGGAUUGGAGGGAAAUGAGAAUAUUGGUCUACAUUUAAAGAUAAGGCAAAUAUUAAAAAAAGCUGAUUUUCGUGUGUUGGUUUUUAUAACUAACUCUAAUUUAGAGUGUCCUAAAAUGUCUGUUCUUAGUAUCUGUGUUGCUGUAUGAUGUAUAGCAUGUUUCCAUAAUUAUGUUUACUUAUAUUGCUUGAUACAGUCAGUAUGCGCAGCAAUUAAGUAAAAUAACAGUCCAUUUAGAGAUAACAGAUGGCCAUUUAAUUUCAUUGUUUUGGUAGUAGUAGUAGUGUUUGAAUAAUAAUUCUUUGAACCCUAAAACCACUAACGACCAAUGAAGAAACUUGUAUGAUGUAAAAACUGCAAAAUCGUGACUAAGACAUACAUAAUGUUGUUUUAUUAUGAUUUUGUUGUUGCAUGUUAGGGUUGUUAAUAAUUAUUAUUUAAUAAUAAUUAUGUUAUUGAGCCAAAAACAGUUAAGAACGCUAUUAACUUACAUAUAUUUGUAAGUAUUUGUUUUUCUCGUGCAUUUAAUGGAUAGCUACUUUGGAUUACAACUUAAACCAUUUUUAAAACAUUUAUCAGUUACUGAUUGACAAUAUCUUCAACUCCAAAUUACUUUACUAAAUAAAAGCCCCAAUAUUAAUAUUAUAUUUAUUUUAAAAUUAGUUACACCAUUUCUUAUGAUGUUUAGCUAACAGCUGUACUAUAAAAUCUAUAUACAAAUAUGUAAAGUUUGUGUCAAAGUUCUAGUCCGCUCUGAUAUUCUUAUAAUAUGCUGAACUGUGCAGCUGGGUUAUAUUUUCGUACUCUGCAACCAUACUGCUUGUGUUCAAAGCGGACUUGAAGUUUGGUGCAUAGUAUAUCUAUCUACCUAUGUCUGGAAGUUUGUAAUGAACAUUGUUUUGUUUAAAAUUGUAUGGACUUUUAUACAAUGUUGCUCACAAACAAUGAAAGCAGUUGUAAGUUAAUUAUUUCAAAAUUAAGUAUUUUAUGUAUAUUCGAAAGUAGUAUACUCUCUAUAAUAUUGCUGCCAUUCCAAAAUUUUACUAAUACUUAUUUGUAUGGUUAUGAUAUAAUUUAUAUUUAGUAUAAUAAAAUAAAAUUUGCUGUUUUAUAUUCAUAAAUAAUUUUUGUAUUGGUUUAUGUUAAAAGUUGUGUGUUAAACCAAAUGUAUGCAUUUAUUUUCAUACACACAUGUGUGAUGUGGGAAAUAUAAUGUGUUUCUUAUUAUAAUAGUGGUUUUAUAAUACGACACAUUAAUAAUAUAAAGUUACAAUAGGUUAUGUUUAGUUUGCACGAUGUUCUCACAAUUUGUGUAUUUUAACACGAAUAUCAAUAAAUAUUAUCAAACCGGUUGUCAAAACUUGUUACUACUUCAUGUUGCUGUGAAAAAGGAAAUAAGUAUGGAAGCCAAGUAAAUGAUGCAUCUAAAAAUUUGGUAUACUUAGUCAGAUGCAAUAAGCUGCGGUGUCGUUACGCGGCCGUUAUCUUGCCGCCGCGCCGCUAUGUUACCCCUGAUAUCUAAAAUUCGGUACAGUUCGACGCAAUCUUUAUGACGUCACGGAAAUAAGUUGUGGUCAUCGCUACGCGCAGGUCGCUAUGUCCUGCCGUCGCGCCCCUACGUCACCACUUAUAUCUAAAUGAUGCAUCUAAAAAUUCGGUAUAGCCCGAUGCAAUCUUCAUGACGUCACGGAAUUAAGCUGCGGUGUCGCUACGCGCAGGUCGUUAUUGUCCUGUCGUUGCGCCAAUACGUUACCGCUGAUAUCUAAAUGAUGCAUCUAAAAAUUCGGUAUAGUCCGAUGCAAUCUUUAUGACGUCACGGAAUUAACUGCGGUGUCGCUACGCGCAGGUCGUUAUGUCCUGUCGCCGAGCCCCUUCGUUGACGCUGAUACCUAAAAUCGUAUAUUGCGCAGCCGUACUGCGUAGCCAAUAAUAAUGCGUAAUAAAUUUGCCAUACAUAUUUCCUUAUUUAUAGUAGCCAAAGCAUUACUGUAGACUGCAAUACAAAAUUACCUCACGAUUAUUUUAAAAAGACUGCAGACAAGCCACUGCGAAUAUGUAAAUGGUGUAUUUUUUUUCAAAUAUAUUGUCUAUUUCAAUCGCUAUAGUAUUUUGUGGUAAUAGCAAAGAUUUUGUUAUAUUUCUAUUAAACUCAGAAUUAAUUUUCUUUCUGAUUUUUAUGUCAUGUUGUAUUCAUUGUGACAGGCAAAGCAAAUUCUUCCCUUUACUGAUGAUAGCCAUUCUUUUCAGUUUGGCGAAGUCGAACCUUUUUGUACUUUAAAGAUGUGUACUAAAAGAGGUACUAAAUACAAAGUAUCUACUAAGUACAGUAGGUGCAUGCGUGACGUAAAUUCUGCGAACUGUGAACUAAAAAAAGCUAGUGUUACGCCAGUUUCCCGUCACCUAUAAGAUUUUUUACCAAACAUUUGAACACCUUCAAUGUUCUUGUUAAAAUUAUAGGUGAAUACCCUCCAACUCCAACGCUUAGACCUACUCAUUACUUUCAAUCAGGCGUGGGUAGUCAAGCGCAAGGACAAUUCAAAAAAUUUAGUUUUUCUCAAACAUGCUUGGAAGCAUUAUUGACAACCUUCUUCGAGAUAAAUCGAACUUGCUGUACUAGUCGAGCAGCGGCCGGCAAUUAUUGUAUGAAAAUCCAUAUCAGUCGUGUCGUGUAAUUUAAAAUUGGAACGAUCUUCUACUCUGCAACAUGGCGACCAAAUAGGUAACUUAUCAAAGGUUUAAUUUAAAUUUCGAACUGGCUUGCACAUUAGAAAACUGUUUAGUGAAAAAAAAAUACUUUGGCGGGUAAAAAACUAUUGUUCACGGUCGUCCAUCAAUGCCUCUUGCCGGCCGCUACAAUAAUGUGCUAUAUAAUGGACAAUAUGACAAUAUCCUAAUACUGUCACGGAUUGUACGCCAUUGCGCGCCACAGACGUUUAUUGAUAUUGCUCAGCUAUAGGUUGAUUACUCAGUCUUGUAUGAACAAUAAGUGACUGCACAGAAAUCCUUAAUCAUGUCAGUGGUUUAUACUAUUUUGUCCGUAGUGACCUAAAACGAUAAAAAAUUUGCUUUGACAAUAUAAAUUAAUUGUGAGUGGUACCUAAUCUAUUGAUUUAUUUCCACAAAAUAUAAUGUAAUUUUGUAGUCAGACUUAAAAAUAUUGCUGCCCAUAUUAUAGACAUGUUUCCGUUCAUGAAUUAUAUUAUUGACAAUAAGCAAGUUUUCUGUUCCUCUAACUCUAAAUACAGUAAAAAAACAUUUCAUUAGAUUAUAGUUAGUAAUACAUAUUUAAUUAAUUUUAUUUUAUUGGAUGUUAUUAUUGUUUCUGGAAACUAUUUACUGCACUUUUAUAAUAACUUUCGUACAUUUAUAAAGCUAUAUGUUGUGGGUAUAUCUUUUCGCAUAUUUAUCGAAUGAAUAAAAUGUAACAUUUAAAUGUAUAUACUGUAAAAUGUUUGGCCAAAUAUUUUGAUGUGUACGUGACGGAAAUAUGCUUUCAGAUAAUAUUCUUGCUUUGGAUAAUAUACACUAAAGGUAAUUUAUAGUAGCGAAUAAAUAUAGGUGUAAAUAA